Salvia miltiorrhiza (redroot sage) is the source of this 1168-nucleotide messenger RNA. Its product is annotated as GSH-induced LITAF domain protein-like. The coding region runs from base 525 to 971 and encodes 148 amino acids. Lineage: Eukaryota; Viridiplantae; Streptophyta; Magnoliopsida; Lamiales; Lamiaceae. Gene Ontology annotation, molecular function: zinc ion binding. The record is from RefSeq and is a predicted model, not a curated record. The transcript has 3 exons.
UGGCGUGCCGGACCGAGCCGGUACGCGGCGAAUCGGUUGGCUCGUGCUGGACUCGAUUCUUGGUAUCGGGCACGAAGUCGAGAAAGGCGCUUCGCGUGUAUAUCUUUCAAUUUAAAAAAAAAAAAAUGACGUGCGAAAAUCCGACUGAAACAUUGUUGCUAUGAGAAGGAUGGAUCCUUGCUGAUUUAUUCUGGUUGCUGCUACAAAGAAUGGGGCGGCAAUGGUGGGGUUUGACCGAACUACAUUAUGGAAUGAAGACUUGGAGAUGCAGUCAACUUCUUCUUUCUAGAAGCCAAUCCCAAUAUUUCAAAGUUUCAAAGUUCAAACCCCUAUCUAUAGUCUAUUACUCUUCCAUCUUCUUCUUAUUUUUUCAAACCCUAUUACUAUUCUCCCAAUUCUCGAUUUCCCCUCCCCUCUCUCUCUCUCUACAAAAUCAUCGAAACUUGGGGAUUAAAGAUUGAGUAGUUUAAUUAUUGCUCAUCGCAACAAAUUUUUCAUCACCUCUGAAGUAGUAUUCGACAGCCAUGGAAAAAACGGCCAAGACCGACGAGCCAGCGAUUGGGAUUCCGUACAAUGCGGCGUAUCAGGCGCCAAUGCCGCAGCGGUUUUACGUAGAAAACCCUUAUCAAGCUGGCACCAUCCCUCCAAAUGCCAUUGUUGGAGACCCCAAAGGAAUUCCCCUUCAACAGACUAUUUACCGUGACACCCCUGCGCCCUUCAAUUGCCCCUACUGCGGCGGCACCGGCAUCACCACCGUCAAGUCUAAACCAAGUUUAGCUGCAGUUGUUGGUUGCAUGAUGCCAUUUAUGCUUGGAGUCUGUUUUCUGUGCCCUUCAAUGGAUUGUCUAUGGCACAAAUAUCAUUAUUGUCCAAGCUGCAAUGAGAAGAUUGCUGAUUUUGAGAAGUCUGAUAUCUGUUCUGUGAUGGAUCCUCCACAUUAUAUACAAGAGAGCUUUGCUUUGCCUGCGUGACAUGAUGAGGCCAGUCUCAACCCUGUGGCACCAUAGUCCUAUUUGUAUGCAAUUUCUAUAUAUUGUCAACGUAACUUUAAAUAAUUGGAAAUUGCCAUGUUGUAGAUACACACACAUAUAUAUAAUGUUUGUGAGAUUGUAUAUGUCUGCAAACAAAUUGUUAAGCUGGUUCUUGUAUAUAAAUCAUGUUCUCUCAA